UAGAAGCGACCCACUAAGCUUCCAGAUCUGUCUGUUCAUCACUCUCUCCUUUGUCUUUUGCUCCUCACUAGUACUCAACUGUCUCCGGGCGUUUCUUUCAUCUCGCUAAAUCUCCGUCGCCGUUUGCUCUCUGUUUGGUUCGAAAUGGGUUCAAGGGGUGAUAAGGGAAAGAACGUCUCUUCGGGUGGCUCUAACGCAGAGGUUGAGCAGCUGGCGAAAGGCUUUUCAGAGACGAAGCUGGGUCCUUCACAAGACGAUGGAGGAGAGUGGGAGGUCAUCUCCAAGCGGAACAAGAACAAGCCUGGUAACGCUGCUGCUGGGAAGUUAUGGGCCACAGCUCCUAACCAGAACCCUCCUAGAGCGUGGGGUGGUCAGCAGCAGCAGCAAGGGAGGGGUAACAAUGGCUACGGGAGAGGAAGGGGAACGCAGGUCUCUACUGGUCGCGGAGCUGGGCGUGGACAAGCGAUGAACAGAGGGUAUGUUGGUGCUUCGGCUCCUGUGACUCGACCUCCUCUGGAAGGAGGAUGGAGUUGGCAGUCUAGACCGGGCGCUGCUCAGCAGACUGUGACUGAGGAGGUUCCAGAGGUGGAGGAUGAUGAUGUUUCUGAGGGAGAGGAGGAUGAUUGCGAUGCUUUGGAUGAUUCUGAUGAAGACCUCGCGAGUGAUGACUACGACUCCGAUGUGAGCCAGCAGAGCCAUGGGACGAGGAAGCAGAACAAGUGGUUUAAGAAGUUUUUCGACAGCUUGGAUAGCUUGUCUAUCGAGCAGAUAAACGAGCCACAGAGGCAGUGGCAUUGUCCGGCUUGCCAGAACGGGCCUGGCGCUAUUGACUGGUACAAACUUCAGCCACUUGUAGCUCACGCGAGGACAAAGGGAGCUAGACGUGUUAAGCUCCACAGGGAACUGGCUGAGGUUCUGGACAGGGAUCUGCAGAUGAGGGGAGCAUCUGUCAUUCCCUGCGGUGAAAUUUACGGGCAGUGGAAGGGUUUGGGUGAGGAGGAAAAGGACCAUGAUAUUGUCUGGCCGCCAAUGGUUGUCAUCAUGAAUACUAGGCUGGACAAGGACGAGAAAGACAAGUGGCUAGGAAUGGGCAACCCGGAGCUGCUGGAGUACUUUAACGAGUAUCCUGCUAUUAAAGCACGCCACUCCUAUGGUCCACAGGGCCAUCGUGGGAUUAGUGUUCUGAUCUUUGAGAGUACCGCCACUGGCUACUUUGAGGCUGACCGCCUACACAGGGACUUAGCUCAAAAGGGGUUUGAUAGAGACGCCUGGGACCGUCGCCGCAGAUGGUUUUCUGGAGGUGUUCGCCAGCUGUAUGGCUUCCUUGCGACCAAGCAAGAUCUGGAUUCAUUCAAUCAACACAGUCAAGGGAAAACAGGGCUGACGUACGAGAUGAAGUCGUACCAGGAGUAUGUGGUGAAGGAGCUGAGGCAGAUCGCUGAAGACAAUCAGCAGCUUAACUGGUUCAAGAACAAGCUGACGAAACAGAACAAGCACGCCAAGGGGCUUGAGGAAUCGCUGGGGAUUUUGAGCGAGAAGCUGCGUAAAACUGCAGAAGAUAAUCGUAUCGUGAGACAGAGAACAAAGAUGCAGCAUGAGCAGAACCGAGAAGAGAUGGAUUCACAAGACAAGUUUUUCAAAGAGUCCAUCAAGCAGAUACAUGAGAAAAGGGACGCAAAGGAAGAGAACUUCGAGAUGCUGCAGCAGCAUGAGCGUGCUAAAGUUGUUGAUUUGCGAAAGAGGGCUGAAGAAGUGUCCAGCUUCAUAGAAUGCCAAGAGAAAGAGAUGAAAGAGUUUGUGGAGGAGAGGGAGAAGCUGAUAGAAGAGCAGGAGAAGAAGAUGGCAGACUUGAAGAAAAAGUAUUUCGAGGAGAUGCUUGAUCUUGAGAGGGGAUUUGAUAAGGCGUUGGAGCAGCUCAUGAGCAAGCACGGCCUCCACGAUGCAGAUGACACAGAAGACUACUAGCUCUCACGUUGGUGAAUCUAAGGAGAGAUUGGAGAAGAAAGACUAUCUCAAUCUCAGCAGGGAUAAUAAUAAUAAUCUAAGGAGAUUUAUGACGCUUGUUAUUCUCCAUUUUCAGUAAAAGACGGCUAAGGAAGUAUUUUGUGAUCAAAACAAAGUUUAAAUGUUUGAUAAGUAUCAAAAGUCGAGGAGUUCUGCUUAA
Messenger RNA from Brassica oleracea var. oleracea, 2164 nucleotides. Its product is annotated as protein SUPPRESSOR OF GENE SILENCING 3. The record is from RefSeq and is a predicted model, not a curated record. The transcript has 6 exons. The coding region runs from base 145 to 1965 and encodes 606 amino acids. Gene Ontology annotation, biological process: defense response to virus; regulatory ncRNA-mediated gene silencing. NCBI's taxonomy places the organism in Eukaryota, Viridiplantae, Streptophyta, Magnoliopsida, Brassicales, Brassicaceae.